CGCUGGAGGACGGAGGGAGAGCAGAAACCCAGCCGAGCACCCGCCGAUCGACCCGCCUCCUCCGAGACGAGCAACGACCCCGAACCCGCAACCCGCAACCUCCACCGUCACCAUGAAGGCCUCUCUCGCCACCAUCGCUGUCCUCCUCCUGGCCCUCGGCUGGACCUCCGAGGCCGUGCAGGUCGAGGAGAACGGAUUGUCUUUCUCUCUGGAGGCCGUCAAGAGGCUCCAGGAGCUGACGCAGAGCGGCGGCGGCGGCGCGCAGAGCCCGCGGCUCCGGGCGAGCUCCGCCCCGCUGUGCGCCGACGCCAUGCUGCCGCAGGAGCAGAUGGCCCUAUGUAGAUCUAGUGGGGUUUUCUCCUCCCCUUGCCGGAUCUCCAUGGUUCCCAUGGACGUCUGCGAGAUCUGCGCCUUCGCCGCCUGCACCGGCUGCUGAACCGACGCCGCCCGCCCGGAAGCAUCUUCCUGCCCAGCUCAUUCCUUGUGAUUCUUCUCCUCCCCCCUGGAAACUGCGCCAGGGAACCUCUCAGACGUUUUCCUGCAAUGUGGAGCUCAGGGCUUUGUGUCCCCUGGACACCAGAGGCUCUGACUCCCGCCCGAUGGUCACAUUCAGAAAUUGCCGUUAGACCUAAAAUUCGCCCCAAAAAAAGAAAUCUGACAAACUAAGGUGUGCUUUUUUGUAAACUGUUACUUUGUAUAACCACUUUAUUUUCUGCUGACAGUUAUCUUUCAUAGAUUUUGGGAAUUGACACUGUUUGUUACAUUUUUCCUUAUGUUCCUUCUUUUUGUAACCGUGUUUUGAAUAAAAAGCUUUCAUUGAUAUAUCAUCA
Messenger RNA from Gasterosteus aculeatus aculeatus (three-spined stickleback), 830 nucleotides. The record is from RefSeq and is a predicted model, not a curated record. NCBI's taxonomy places the organism in Eukaryota, Metazoa, Chordata, Actinopteri, Perciformes, Gasterosteidae.